AUUCACUGAACCUGCAUUGGACCUUUUGUGGCGACACCUAGGCAGACUCGAACCUCUUAUCAGGUGUCUCCCACAAAGCCUAUGGAAACAGAACGGAAAUAGGCUAGAAUUUCAAAGAAGCAUAACCCUCGAUGACUGGUCCAUUUUUCGCAAAUACAACCACCGUGUCCGUUCAUUACUCAACGGGGGGUACUCGAAAGAAAUCUGGAGUGCCCUCAGCUGUCCUCCCUUUCUCCCUUCCCUUGCUCCCCAACUUGACAUCUCUUACUUGGACUAAUGCCUCCGACGAGACAUUUCAAUAUAUUCGGUUGUUUAUGACCCCAAAACUGACGAUGCUCCACAUUUCUACCGCUCAUCACGGUUCAUCCUUUACGUUUGGCCCAUCCGAACAGUCCAUCUUGUCAUCUGUCGCAAGGUCGUGCCCUUUGAUCUCGGAUUUCGGUUUCGAUUUUCGUCGAAAUAGGGAUCAAUCCACAGAAUCAGUCGGAGACCCGUCGACCAUGUUGCAAUUAUGGUCUCAACUAACAUCAGUGAGGACUAGAACAUUGUCCGAAGCAGCGAUACUACAUCUGUCCAACUUGCCUUCACUCCGAGUUUUGAAAUUCACAUUACCUUCAACUCUCGUAUCUGCCGAUACACGAAAGCUGCUGCAGCGUCCUGUGUUCUGCGCAUUACAAGAACUGGACAUAUCAUGCAAAAAUAUGGUCUUCUUGGAUACAUUUCUAGAGAAGCUCACUGUCACUCCAAAAGUAUUAUCCUUUACGAUCACUCAUGGAGUGGAUUCCGCACGGGUCCUGCCGGGUCUGAUUUCUCGUCUAUUCAAUGCAUGUGCGCACAACUCACUGCGACAGGUACGGCUCAGCAUCACUAAUCGUGAGCUCGCUGAUCGUGGUACUUCACUGGGAGCUGCGGCCUUUCAACCAUUCUUUGCCAUUCGCAAUCUUCGCAUGUUCAACUUCGCAACGAGUGGCUAUUGUGCUGUGCGACUGGAUGAUGCUACCCUUUUGCAGAUGGCUAAGGCCUGGCCCCUCCUGGAAGAUUUAUCUAUCACCGGAUACUCCGAUUCAAGUGAUCGAGUCACUCCGCACGCCUUCGUCUUGCUGCUGUCGCAUUGCCCGCGUUUAGUCUCGGUUGCUAUUCCUGUAGACUGGGGCAUGAUAGACAGGAGUGGCAUACCCCGUGACAUUCCUUACCAAGGAUUUUACCACAACAUACUAUCCCGUUUAGUCUUUCGAGGAACAAGGAUCGACAGUCCAAUAUCAAUUGCUGCUUUCAUAUCAGCCAUCGCGCCCAAUGUAACAUCAAUUGAGGGAGAUGAUUCCUGGAGCAUGGUUGAGGAUCUGGUCAUGGCUGUACCUGCUAUCCGUGAGCAGGGGAUGAGAAUUAUGCUGAAUAGAAUGGGAGUCGAGGAAAAUAGCGGAAACGAGGGCGACUCGGAAUACUAAAUGGACCUUUCUUACUCAUUUUUGUCUUCAUUCCUCCAAAUCGGAGUCCAGCGACGAAUCUCUUUCCCAUCCAUGUCUCGCAAUUUUACAGCAGGACUACAUACGUCACAGUCCUGAUAUAUUGAUGUGCUAUUCAAUAUUUGUUGUAGUAUACGGAUACAGAACGAUCAUCAAUCAG
Messenger RNA from Suillus subalutaceus, 1623 nucleotides. RefSeq lists its product as uncharacterized. The record is from RefSeq and is a predicted model, not a curated record. The transcript is spliced from 2 exons. NCBI's taxonomy places the organism in Eukaryota, Fungi, Basidiomycota, Agaricomycetes, Boletales, Suillaceae. Bases 132 to 1445 code for a protein of 437 amino acids.